Cutaneotrichosporon oleaginosum is the source of this 1114-nucleotide messenger RNA. RefSeq lists its product as uncharacterized. The record is from RefSeq and is a predicted model, not a curated record. NCBI's taxonomy places the organism in Eukaryota, Fungi, Basidiomycota, Tremellomycetes, Trichosporonales, Trichosporonaceae.
AUGACGGCUUGGAAGAACUUCAGCGCCGCCCUUCCGGCGGUGGACGUGUCCAAUGUCUCCAAGAACUUCCGCAACACCGUCCAGGCCACGCGCGAGCGCCUUGGCAGCGUCGGGCCGGACAGCAUUACCGAGCUGCCGGCGGAGUACAAGGCGCUCGAGGCGCGCGUCGACGCGCUCAAGGAUGUGCACCAGAAGCUCCUUAAGAUCACCAAGGUGUACGAGACGGAGGCUUACGACUACCCCUCCGACCUGGCCGAGAACCUCUCCGAGGUGGGCCACCAAGCGCAGGCGGCGUGGGCCUCGUUCGCGUCCAAGAAUCUCAAGAACACGCCGAUCCCCGUGCCCGUCGAAAAGCCUACCGAGCACCUCCCCAAGACGCUGCCGCACGCGCUGAGCCGCGCCGCGGCCGCCGGCGCGACCCAGCUCACGGCCGAGGACCGCCUCGGCGCCGCGCUCGGCACAUACGCCGUCGCGACGGAGAAGGUCGGCGAGGCCCGCUUGACCCAGGACCAGAUGAUUGCCGAGCGGUUCGUCACGCCCUGGCAGGCGACGCUGUCGACCUCGAUCGGGCUCGCGAUGAAGGCGCGCGCAAAUGUCAAGACGGCGCGGCUCGAACUCGACAGCGCCCGCGGCGUGCUCAAGACUUCUGGUCCGGCCAAGCAGGAGCAGGCGCGACUCCACGUCGAGGAGGCCGAGGACAAGCUGGUGCAGGCGACCGAGACGGCCAUCGGCCUGAUGAAGGCUGUGCUCGAGAACCCCGAGCCGCUGCAGAACCUGUCGGCGCUCGUCAAGGCUCAGCUCAUCUACUUCUCCACUGCCGCCGAGGCGCUUUCCGGCAUCGAGGGCCAGAUCGAGGAGGCCGCGACCUCCGCCGAGGCCGAGUACCGUACCUCGCGCGGCGCGUAGGAUUUGUCCCCAUACCGCGCCGGCCAGGCGCUUAGAUGAAUUGUAGGCUUAGAUUCCGGAUGUGUGAAUGCAGCGCGGCGGACGACCGCCCGCUGCUCUCGUAAGGGCGAGCGGAGCGGCAGGCUAGCGAUGGUGGGCUCGUAGAGUGAAUAUACGGAGGUACAUGCAGUCAUCUGGCGCGCUCGAUGUGAGAGAUGAUGAUACAUGC